GCAAAAAUACAAGAUAAGGUACUCCUAAAUAAAUUCAUCCACACAUAAGUACACACACAGGCUGGUAUGGAGAACUCGAAUAUGGAGGGAGGAAAGUUAGAAUUGUUUGAAGUUGGGCCUUAUGAAGAUGCCUACCAUAUGGGUUUUUUGAUAGGACAGAGGUUCUCCAAGCAGAUAAAGAGUAGGUUGGCCACAGACCAAAUUCUUCAACAGCAACUUCUCCCUUUUGCCCAAACCCCAAAAUCGAAGCCACUCAUUGAAGCUCUGUCCACCGCGAACCGGAACAAGUUUCCGAGGUAUUGGGAUGAACUCUUGGGGACUGCAUAUGGAAGCAAUGUGCCCAUUCUUGAUUUAAUAUUACUCAACUUCAGGAAGGAGAUACUGCCAUUUAUUCCCAAGAAAACCAUAAAUUCAAGUGGUGUUGCUUCAGAUGACUGUUCUGAUGUUCUUGUUGUUAGCGAUUCGAUGGCCAUUGCAGCUCAUAAUGAGGAUGCUAAUGUUGCUCUAGUCGGUCACACCUAUCUGAUCAGGGCAACUCUGUGGAAUGGACUAUCUUUCACUGCUUACACAUAUGCAGGAGAGCUCCCCAGCUGUGCAUUUGGUUUUAACAACCAUGGACUGGCAUUUACAUUGAAUUCAGUACCUCCAUCUGAGGAAGAGAUUGUGGCUGGUGCCAUUGGGCGGAAUUUCGUUUCCAGAGACUUGCUUGAAGCAACAAGCAUUGAUGAUGCAUUAACGAGAAUUCGUUCAUCAGAGGCUUCUAUUGGACACAGUUAUAAUCUGAUUGACAUUAGUACUCGUAGGAUUGUGAACGUUGAAACUGCAUCAAAAGGCCGAGUUUCUGUUCGUGAGGUUGGGGCAACACCAUUCUUCCAUGCCAACAUGUAUCUUCAUCUUCAAGUUCAUCAGGCACACGACGAGAACUCAAUAAGCAGGCAAAAAAGAGCAGCUUUGCUACCAAAAAACUCCAGAAAUGAUUUCCUCUCAGUUCUUGGAGACAUAGAUGAUGCAAAAUACCCCAUCUACAUGACAGGUCCAGUACUAUACACCUUAUGUACAGCAGUGAUUGAUUUGGAUGAACAAACAUUGUCAAUUAUCGAAGGAAACCCCAAAGGAGGAGGAGAAGUCUCUCAUGUCUUCUCAAUGCUUUCAGAAGAGUUCAAGAUGCCACAAUAAAAUAGCAUUCAAUAGCCUUCUGGUUGUUGUUAAAGAAGAUUGAAGGGUUCAUCUGACCCUUCUCAAGCUCUAGUGCACGAUGAUUUCGUCAUUAGUAGUUUGAGAAUGGUAAGAUGUAUACAUCCUCACCUCUGAAUGGAGAGAUUGUUUCCGAUUUCAAAUUCGUGACAGUAAGUCACAAUAGGGCAACCUUGGAAACAUUUGUCAUUUAAACUCGUAAAAUAAGGCAUUUUUUUUCUUUAGAAGGAGACUGAAUUCAUGAGAAUAUAGUGUACCAAUACAUUGCAUAACCACUUCCAUAUCAAGUUGCAUAAAGAAAUGAAGUGAAUGACAUACUAAAGUGAAUAUCAGAAAGAUAAAGAACUCAUAACUAUACUAUAAGGAAGAAUGAUGAAGUAGAAGCUAAAUUGAGAAUUAUAUUAAAGCAUUUGACAAUCACAAGUUGUAGAGAGAACUGGAAUAUUAUUAUUUGUGUAAAUCUGCUCCUCCAGUACAUCUUAUACUAGUAAAAAAUUUGAAAAACAAUCCAAUUUGGUACUAUCUCUAAAAAAAACAGAAGGAAAAAAAAAAAAAACAAAGAAUAAAA
Messenger RNA from Cornus florida, 1762 nucleotides. RefSeq lists its product as uncharacterized. Bases 67 to 1176 code for a protein of 369 amino acids. The transcript is spliced from 7 exons. The record is from RefSeq and is a predicted model, not a curated record. Lineage: Eukaryota; Viridiplantae; Streptophyta; Magnoliopsida; Cornales; Cornaceae.